AUGACGGAUAUUGCUCAUCCCGGAGGCUUAGGCCUGCCGGAUGUCGACCAAGGACCUAAGAUUAUCAUAGCCACGGCUAUCACAACUUCUGCUGCAUUGAUUGCUGUUUUGGCCAGGUUCUAUGUGCGCAUAUUCCUGAUUCGCAAUGUCGGAUGGGACGAUUAUGCCAUGGGGUUGACAAUGCUGUUAUCUGCCUGUGGGUUUGCUAUCAUCGUGCCUGAGGUGAAGUACGGCGCAGGCAGGCACCAGGCCUACGUCCAAGAGACCGCGGUAGAAGCAAUGCGAUUGAAUUUCGCUACUCAGUGUAUCUAUAUGUGGGCUAUUGGUUUGGCGAAAGUGUCAAUCGGCCUGUUCUUGGUUCGCUUCGCAUCCCGCAAGGUCUAUAAGAACUUUAUCUGGUCCAUCAUUGUUGUUGUGGCCCUCUACACGACUAUUUGCUUCCUGACUCUUAUCUUCCAAUGCAAGGAUAUCCGAUCCAACUGGGAUACUUCAAUUCAAUCGAAAUGUUUCAAACCCAAGCAGAUCUUGACUCUGAGUUAUGCAAACACGGCACUGAAUAUCGUAUCUGAUCUCAUUUUUGCAAUACUGCCAGUAUUCAUGCUCCGUCAUCUCCAAGUCAACAUUCGAGUGAAAGCAUCCCUGAUCUGCAUUCUAGGCCUGGGAAUCUUUGCCUGCGCAGCCGCAUGCGCCAAACUCUCCACCGUCCAAAACUACGGCCACACCACCGACUCCCUCUGGGAGUAUACCAACCUUACAAUCUGGGUCGUCACGGAAUGCAACACAGGCAUCGUAGCCGGCACCCUGCCAACCCUAAAACCCCUCUUCAAGAGUAUCCUCGGCACAUACGCCCCCCAAACAAAAUCCCGCCAAUAUCACGACAGCCAGAGAUACACAAUGCACACAAUGAACACAAUGUCCCGCACAAAGGCCCAAUUCCACGCACACCGAACCAGCAACCUCAGCAUCAUCGAGCACGACCUCGACCUCAAGAUGCCCCGGGCUCGCAUUGCCAACGUCAAUGCCAACUAUGCUGGAAGCGAGCGUAGCAAUUCCAGUGAAGAGCGCAUACUGCCUACUACGCAUGGUGACCGAGGUAUUUUCUGUACGACUGAGGUCUCGAUCUCGCACGCGCAUGAACCGCAGGAGGAGAGUACUUCGACUAGUGCACCGAAGUUGGCAAGGAUGGGGUCGGUCGGUGGAGUUAGGGUUAAUGGGGAGGAUCGGGUUUGA
Molecule: messenger RNA, 1230 nt
Organism: Penicillium bovifimosum
Lineage: Eukaryota; Fungi; Ascomycota; Eurotiomycetes; Eurotiales; Aspergillaceae
Exons: 7
Coding region: 1-1230 (409 amino acids)
Source: RefSeq, a predicted model, not a curated record